Bombyx mandarina (wild silkworm) is the source of this 2029-nucleotide messenger RNA. RefSeq names its product NCK-interacting protein with SH3 domain. The record is from RefSeq and is a predicted model, not a curated record. NCBI's taxonomy places the organism in Eukaryota, Metazoa, Arthropoda, Insecta, Lepidoptera, Bombycidae. Gene Ontology annotation, molecular function: protein binding; Arp2/3 complex binding. Gene Ontology annotation, biological process: endocytosis.
UUGCCGAUUCAAGGAAACAAUAAAUAGUAAAAAUAAACAAUUAGUUUAAUACCGUGUCUUUAAACUCAUGUUACGGAAAUAACAAAUGAAAUUUAAGUACUCAUUUCAUUUUCAAUCAUGGGAGAUACACAAAACGAUGAUUUCGAAAUGCUCAAAGCCUUAUUUGAUUUUGAAGCAACAUUGGCAAAAACGUUAAGUUUUUCGGAAGGUGAAUAUUUUUAUUUGCAACAGAGCAACACUAAACAACGAAACUGGUGGCAUGUUGUUAAUAGGAAAGGUCAGGUCGGCUUUGUGCCCUCUAAUUAUGUAGCUACAGUCAAGGUAGAGGCGGAGUAUUUGUUGGCUUUUUUGAGCGAUUGUAUUAAAAAUUUAAACGAAAGCAGUUCGCACUCUCAAAAGCAGGACCUAUUGAUUAAAAUGAUUGAAAGAAAAAAACAAGUGCAGAUGUUUGUGAAGCCACAUUCUAAAAAACAGCAAGCACCAAAGCCUCCACCAAGGCUAGAUGACAGCACUCCUCCAAAUGGAGUGUCGCCUUCAUUUGAUCUUAGGCCAGUUGUGUCUCAACAGCAGAUCAGCGAAGAGAGGGAUUCACCACCAAAAUCAUCAAGCACCAAUGAUGAAAAUGAUGAUACAAGGAGUAAAUGUGAUCUCAAAAACAUCAAGCAGCACUCUUUUGACACUGAUAACCAGGAUGAUAGCCAAGAUAGCAGUGAGAGUAUUAAGCCAAAUGCAAUAUAUGAAAUUGUUCAAGCUGUGCGGAAAGAGACUCAGCUUAGUCAUGAAAUGUCAAAGGUUGCUGUUGAAACUGUUCUCAUUUCGCUAAGAGAGUUCCUACCUGGUGGUGCUGCAAGAUCCAUUAUAGAUGCAUUACUUCGUGAGGCCAAUAGUAAUAUAACCUGUCCGAAGAAUGCUAUUGAUGCUGCUCCUGAUGCAUUGAGGAUGAUGACUGCACUGAAUGCACUUUCCAAAGCAGCUAAUGAUGCUCAACAAAGAGGCUGGGCAUUGCAUGAUGACUCACAUGACAUACAAACACAAUUGCUUGAGCUGAUCUCUGUUAUGUCAAAUGCUGAUGUCAACAUAUCCCAACAUGUGUUGAGCAGUCAUCGAUAUGUUUAUGUGACAACUUUGGUACAGUAUUAUCAGAUGGAAACUCGGUGGCCCCUACGUCAGCUACUGUUACAGGCAUUUGGUAUAAUGUGCGGCCUAGAGCGUACAGCCCUAGCAACAUUGGCGCUGUCGUCGUUACCGGCGGAGAUUGCUCGAGAUAUGCGCGACAACCCUAGGGCCGUCAGCCGUCUCUCUCACUCCGCUCUGCUACUCUCCAUGGUUCUAUCUAUGGGAGACAAACUUCCGGUCACACAUUUCGAGCAGCUCGGCCUUGAAUUUGCACAAUUUUUGCUGGAGUUGCUUGAAGAUCCACCGGAAACCGAUGUCGAUGAACAGAUACCUGAUUUGUUUUCAACUCUCCUUUUGGCCUACAACUUGCAGUUUGAGAACCCCUUCGACAAUAUAUUGCUGAAUGCAUUGGAAACAAGGGACAUGGCCAAAACAUUCUGUGAGAAAGUGCUCUUGUUACUCAAUCGUGAAGAAGAUCCGGUGCGUAUUUUUGAACACGAGCCGGCACCUACUCAUUCUGUUCUCAAACUGGUGAUUGACUUGUUUAGUCGUAAAAAAACCGCAGACCACUUUUAUACUAAUGACGUAAAGGUCGCCAUAGAUAUAGUUGUGAGACAACUGGCCGAUCUCUCGCCUGGUGAUACGCGUCGCCAGCAAUACUUGAAGAUACUCCAAGGUGUUAUUCGAAACACUGACUACGGUUCUCACCUGCAUCGCCGAGACGACCUGCUGCGUUGUUUCGCUCGUAUAUUCUGCGAAGAAGGUGAAUGCAGUCGAGACGAUCAAGCUCUGGUCAGGGCUAUUUCCAACGAGUUCCCGCAGUUUUUCAAGGCCUAAGCUCACACUAUGGUAAUGCACAAGACCGGUAUGUGAAGUAAUAUUAAUUUUUCGUAUCUGACCUAGACACCACCGU